UGUUGUUGUUGUUGUUGUUGUUGUUUUCGGUAUCAAUUCAUUCCAUGCGGCAAUAAUGCCCUCGGGAAUGGUUUCUUUGCAGAUUUAUUUUGUAUAAUAGUAGAUUUAUUCAAUAUUUUAAUUAAUCAUCCUUUAUCACUGAGACUGUUUCUUUAAAAAGAAAAUGCUCCGAAUUCGUCCCCAGUCCUCCAUUGGGCUUCUUAUCCUAAUUACUAUCGGCUACACAAACCUGGUUUACAUUCCUUGAACUUGUGGGGAAUAACUGAAUAAUUUACAGUCUCAUGCAAACUCCUCCCCGUUUUGAUUUUGUUUUCCACUGUUGCCCCCAUAGCUUGAAUUCUAACAUUUCAGUUUUCUAGUAGUUUGCCAUUAUAGGAGUACCAAUUUUAAUGUGUAUCAGCCAACCACGAAGUUGCAAAUAAGAUAAGUUGUUUGAGAUAUUGUUUUUACUGUGCAGCUAGAUUAAUACGGGCGUUUCACAACAGUGCGCCUCCAAGAGUUUGCAGCGCGUUGACCUAUCACAGUGCGCGACUUCUGUCGACCCAGUGUGCGUUUGUCAAUAGUCGACAGAUUUCACGAACCGUGAUUGGUCAACGUGUUGCAUUGCAAACUCUUGGAGGCGCACUGAUGUGAAUCGCCCGUAUUAACUUUAACCAUACAAUAAUAAGUUAAGUAGCUUAUGUGCGUAUGCCUCCAUUCUUUUCCUGUGUUCUUGACGGUUUCGCUUCUACACAAUAUGUGAUGGAGUUAGGAAGAGAAAAAAUUAAUAAAACAACUGUGGUGUAAGACUAUUGCACUAGUCGUGACGUAACGUACUUUUCCGACAAGGCCGCGGCCGCAAUGACUGAAAGAAAAAAAUCCAGAAAUGCUCCACAAAAGUGCGGUGAAAGUUCUGCUUCUCUACUGUUCCUUAAAAUGAUGUACAUGUACACAUGAUUGAAGAAUUUCUCCUCCAUGCACGCUUUAGUGGCACUGCGGCAGAAUAUUUUCAAAUGGGGAGGGGGAGUACUCGUCAGACCAUCACGAGGCAUCCAGGAAUAGACCCAUGCAUGAAGCCCCCACCAAGAUUGGGGGUAACCUCGAUUGAAAAAUGUGAUUGGCCCAGUGCAUGGGUGCGCGUAUAGGCCCCCACUAGGUAUCUCGGCAGUACCACAGCCACCAGUUUUCGAUCAUAGCUGUCGGCGAAAUGAUCGGCAUCGUCUUGUUGGUACAAUCACGUCCAAACAUCUCGUUUAAAAGCUGCAGGCCACGAUGAUAAUGCUUGGGCCCCCUCCCCGCAAUCCGCCUCGUUUUAGUCGUCAGAAUCUGAAAUGGUGAAACGUAUCUGAUUAGUGUAAGAAAUGAUCGGCAUUGGUUGGUGCAUUGCAUGCUCCUGUGAGAAGAAAUAUUUACGUUUAUUAAUAUUGCGCCCUCUAUUGACAAAAAACCGAAUCGCCCAAUCCCGCAGUUUGAGAGCGCCCACUUUUUAUUGAUACAUUGUCGUCACCUCAAGGUGAACACUGAAAACAAGAAUAGCACACUUAGGCGCCGCUACCGGUAUUGGAUUAAUGCAGAAAUCUGACAAUUAUACAGACGCCGUUCCCUCGCUUGGAGUGGCUUCGUCGUUCAAGUUGAACGCUGCAAAUCAUUGAUUUUUUCUCGUCUUGCAAACCCGUUCAGUCCUUUAUGGUCAGGAAAAGGUAGACGCUGGAAAAUGUCUGAACAAAAAGAUCCAGCCUACCCCCCUGAUCAGCCCUACCCCACCCAGCCCUCGGCCCCGGGCUAUUCCCAGCAGCAGGGCUACUCCUCACCCCCGGCCUACCCAGCCCAGCAGGGCUACGUCCAGCAGGGCUACCCGGCACAGCAGGGCUACCCAGCACAGCAGGGCUAUCCACAGCAGCAGCAGCAGGGCUAUCCUCAACAACAGCAGGGCUACACCACCCAGACCUAUGUGCCCCAAGCCGUCUACACGCCGCAGGGGCAAGUGACCAUCAAGACGGGCGUCCCCCAGCACCAAGCCAUGGUCCGGACUGAGGUCCUGACCCAGCCCAAUGACUAUAUGUGCUUAUCCAUCUUCGUCAUGCUGUUCUGCUGUCUCCCAUUUGGUAUCAUCGCCCUCAUCAAGUCCAUGGACGUGCGCAGUCUGGUGGCAGCCAACGACUAUGCGGCUGCCGCCAGGGCCUCCAAGUCGGCCAAGAACUGGAAUGUGGCCGGUCUGGUAACUGGACUCAUCAUAGAGGUGGUAGCCCUCAUCAUCCUGAUUGUCUGGGUGGUGGUGUUCGGCAGCGCGGUGGCCAGUGUAAGCGACUACAUGUAUGAUAGCUUCGCAGACUUUGACGGGAAUUACUAGUUGGUCCUUCUUUGAGAGAACAGCUGUUUUUAGUUUGGGUUUUUGUUUUCUCAGCAUUUUCCAUGAGUUGUGGGAAAGUAAUAGUUUUUGAUUCGAUUUUUUCCCCUCUUUGUUUUUUUAUCUUAUUUUCGGUUCUUUUUAUUUUGCAACAUGUGAUUUGAUAUCUUUGACAAUAAAGACGUAUCCAUGCAGGGUCAGAUCACGGUUCCUCAAAAAAAUACAGAAAUAAGAAGGAGACGGUUUCCCUUCGUGUUUCCUCGUAUUCCUGUAUUUCCAUAAAUCUUGAUCCGUCCUCGCUCCUGCGACAUUUAAGCUUUAUUAUUUUUGUUAAGCUUUGUUCUUUUUUUUUUUUAAAUAUGUUUAUCUUUUAUGUGAGAGUUAGCGAAAAGGAUUGCAACAGAGGUUCUGUUGCACAAGUAAUCAGAUCAUUAACCCUAACAAUUCCACAUCCUCCGAUUUCAGUAUGAUUUUACAUACACCCUAGGGGGUUAGGAUUAAUCAUGUGCUCAGAUAUCGUAGGGUGUUUGCGUGCAAUUCAAACACUGAUUCUUCGCUUUUAUUGACCCCUAUUUAUUUUCUCGUCUGCAGGGCCGUUCAAAAGAACAAACGAGCCCAAGUUUAAGGUGACUGUUCUCCCACAUCCUGCAAUUCAGAGAAUUUGCAGUUUACCCAGUGUUGAUGAGUAAGGAGUUCGGCACUAAGCCACAAAAGAUCGCAGUGUACACGUCUUCAUUUUGUUCGAUCAUGCUGGUGAGCAGUGAAGCUGCUGCAAACAAACCAGUCUCGUACAUGCCAUGUCGGGUUUUUUUUUUUUUUUUCAGGAUUAUUGCUAAGCAGCCUACUCAUCAAGGGUGUGGGUGAAGCAGCACACUUGUUUGAUGUUUCUGUGUUGAUUGUGUUGGUUUGAACUCAGAGAUCGUAUAGCGCCGAAGGCGCAGGAUGGAUAACUCUGCCCAAAAGAUGUAAUUACCAUGGGCGCCAUUUGAGCAAGCGGUACGCCUGUGCAGUUUACAGUAAUGCUUGGCCGCAGGCUCACCAGGUGCACGUGGCUGCCGCGGCACCUGUGCAGUAAUGUGCGUUGCUUGCUCAAAUGGCGCCUAUGCGAUUACAACGUUUUACGUGUAUUCACGGUGAAGUUCGCCAUCUUGCACCGCUUUGCGAUGCUAUACGAUCUUUGUUUGUACUGGAGUUUAUUGUACAUGUACUAAUAUGUAAACAUGAUUACGUAUGUACUCGUAGAAUGUAAAUUAUUGUUUAUGUGGCAGUGCAAUCUUACUGUAUAUUUCCACUGUUUUAUUUUCAUGGGUUACCGGUAGCUCACAGUGCCAAAUAAUUUUCACCUGUCAUCCCCUGGUUUGGAUGUCUUUUUAAAGAGAAAAUUCACCGAUAUCAACUCCGAAAUCCUGUAGUUCACAUUCUGGCAUCUCAUGAAGAGGAGAGCGGCGGGAACGGUUGGGUACGUGCAGCUGCCGGCCCACGUUCCAAUCGGUGUCAAAUGAUUUCUGGGGUAUUUUUUGAAAGUCUGUAUUUUGUGAAAUGUUAUACACUGUAAGUCUGCCAGCGGUCAGUGACGUUUUAAAAACCAAAUAUUAUCGCCACGUGCGAGGCACUGCGAAGCUCCACUUUUGCCAGUCGUGUUUUUGAUACAGAGUAGUACGUGUGUUUUUGCCUCGUGUGUACAAAGUGUAAACUUGCCUAGUGUUGGAUAGGUAUUCAUCCCCUCCGCCCUCCUUUGGUGCACAAAGGAGUGUUAGAGCGCCCUCUGUAUACACAUGCAUCACUCUGCCGUGUGCCAUCAGCAGGCAUGAGGUGAAGUUUGUUGUCGGAUUGGUGCUGUGUAAUUUUAGUUUGUUAAAAAACUAUGCCAGUAGUCUCAGUCACGGGACUUCUCGUGGAUCGGAAAGCCACAUUGGCACAUUGCUAACAAUAUCGGCGAUUCACAGUAGUGCGCCUCCAAGAGUUUGCAACGCUUUGGCUAAUCACAACACGCAAGAGCUGUCGACCUGCUCCGAAUGCACAUUGGGUCUGCAGAUUUCACGCAUCAUCAAAGGCCAACGCAUUGCAAACGCUUGGAGGCACGCUAUUGUGAAUCGCCAGGCCGUACAGGAAAUUCAGUUUUUCUCUGUAGGUUUCUAAAAAACAACCUAGAAUUUGUUGCCAACAAGAACUUGUGCAAACCUCUUAAUUUGAUUUUGAUUUUUUUUUUUAAUGAUUUUUAUCGUUUUGUUUCAAGUUGUAGGUUCAUAGAAGAACUUGCAUGCACUUGUACUUUAUUUGGCGAUUGGAAGGACUGUUUAUGAACAUCUGCUCUGAUGUCGAGCACGAGGGAGAUUUUCCUCGUUCUCGGCGCCGCACAAGGCGGUGGAAUGAAGUGACGCACGCCGGGGUGGGGGGGGUCUGGGAAGGCCGAGCCCAAAGCGAUAGAUGGAUUCCCCAUUGUUGGGAUGUGCUAAUUUCGUCGAGGUCGAGGUGUGCGACGUCAUCGCCACAAGCCCGCAUUGGGGAAAACUUUAUUCGGACAAAAAGGAGAAUUCCUUUGAAGAAAAACAGGGGUCGACAUGUGCGCGUGAAAUGUCCGUGCUGUGCAUGCCAUUGAUCUCCGUUAUAAUGGACAUCAGUGGUAUUUGUAUAAGGUGCUUCAGAAAUUUGCAGUCGGCAUCCCAGAAUGCUUUGCGGUGUCUGUACUUCACUUUGAAGUGAUUAGUCCACCCUAGCGACCUGAAUUGGCGGUUAGAACGAGUGAAGCCUGAGGAGUUUUUAAACAUGAGGUUUUCUAUGGUUACUCGUGAUGGGCGUGAAAGGGGUCUGAUGAGAGGAAAGAAAAUCGUUUUUAGUACCUACUUUUAAAAUCUAAACAGAUAUUUGUAGAAAAGCUAUAAUAUACCAAGAAAGUAAAUAUUUUAUAGUUACAAAGUGGUUCUGAAUUUAUCAUGUUAACUCACCAUUCAUGUACAUUGUCUUUUAAACUAAAUUUAACGAGUAUUAGACGUCAUGUAUUCCGUUUCGUGGUAUUCACGCGUUUACGCAUUGUGUAUUUAAGUAAAACCACUAUACGAUGAAAGAACUACAAGCAAAAUGUACGUUGAUAGUGCCUAAAGAUACAGUAAUGCUUUGAUUUUCUAUUUAUCUUGUGUACAAUCCCAUUUCGCACAUUAUAUACGUACUAAUGUAUACAUGUAAACGUACUUUUGCAUCACGUUUAUUCGAUUUAUAUCAUUCGAGUACACGGACCUGUAGCGUGGUUUUGAACGGGGGAAGACACUUGUCCAGUUUCUGCUAAACAUUAAUUGGGAAGAAAGCCAUCUUUGUAGUGGCAUUCAUGUCGCCCCCUGCCGAUGUCGGAAGCUCAGUGGCUCAGUAUUCCAACAGCGCAUUCCUUGUAGGCCUAAAUGAAGCCCAUGGGAGGUCUGGUCAUUCAGGAAGUAGCAAUACGCUCGCGUGAGGAUCACCUUAUCAUCGCGGCCAUAUUCCUGACGCGUGCGCACGCGCCCUUUGCUCUCGUAUGACCUUACUCAACCUCAUUCCUAGGGUACAAUAUUGCCGCGCCACGCUGGUUCCCAACAUGCCUUGCGCGAUCUUGACCUCUGGUAUUGUAUAAUUUAUAUAUUCUAUUAUUUGGAAGAUUUAAAUUAGAAUGUCGAUGUGUUUAUGUGAACUGGUUUAUUCCAUGUUGGAUCAGUGGCAGCCGUGUAACUUCGGGUCUUCGCUGGAAGGGCUGAUGGCCUUGCACAGAUUUUAGUGAAGGAAAUGCGUCACGCUGGGUCACAGCCAGCGACGCGCAGAGCGUUGUCGGUAAAUGUCUGCUAGGCGCGCGAGCUCGCUCGCUCGAUGUGGCGGUUAUCAAUUCGAUAUUUUUCCUUUCUUCCUCAUUGCUGACAAUAUUCUCACUGCGCUUUAUUAGUUCAUGCAGACUUGAUCAAGAUAACCAGUGAUUUCAAAUAUAUCGCCGAAAAGACACGAGCAUGGUCAAUGAUAAUUACCAAUGGUAAAUUACCGUGAUUGUACUAAGGUCAAGUUCUUAUUAUGUAAGCGGACACCUUGACCGCACCUGUGCCGAAGCAUCGCCACUGGCGAACCAAAAACUCAAAAUAACGCUUCCCAAAAGAAUUUGUGAUAACGUCGCGGUUGGAGGUUGUGUACAAUCUAGCCAAUCACAGUGCAAAGCCAACAGCCCUUCCCCCAGCGCCCUGUUCAGGCGCUGGGUAACGAGCGAACUUCGAGUCUUCACAGGAAACACGUAUCGAUGCUGUUUAUUGAAGAAAAAAAAGUUGACGUUGCCGUCCACGGAUGAAAUGGUUAAAGUCAAAGGUCAGAUGGGAAAUGGCCUCUGAGUAGUGUCACAUCACUCACAGUUGUUCUUGGUUUGGACCGUGCAUUCCAGCUUCCAUGCACGGGGCAACCCGGAUGUCCGUGUGUACCUAUAUCAAGUAAGCGAGACCGUGGAGACGAGGUUGAAUCUACGGAAGUUACUCUGCGAGUUGCUCUUUCACAUUCUGGUCAGUGUUGAACACGAAAGAUGAAGUGCCACAUUAAAGCUUUUGUGUCUGCCCACUACCGAAACUUCGAUUCGACAGUUGACAUGGAGAAUACACUACGUCUGCCUGAAUAGCUCACUCACACAACAAGGUUGGCGUUACCAGGGGAAUAACCUGGUAAUAACCAGAACAUUGUGGUGAAAAGACUGGAAAAAAUGAGGAGAAACAAAAGACCGAGAGAUGACGAUCGUCAGCAUUUUCCCCCAAGGUUGUGUUUCACGACAUUGAACAGCUGUCAUUCUAUAACGAGAGUUUUAAUACUGAAACUCAAAAUAUAGAUAGUCGCAUCUAUAUGUUAUGGUUUUAUCAGAAUAAAACCACACUGUAUGGUUUCUCAUUGUGAGUCAGUUUUUCUUGUAGGGUUAAAUGUUAAGGUCUUUGUUUCCUCUGAAAUUGAAACCAGGAAAGAAAUGACAGGAAAGCGGAAUGUAGGCCUAGACUCUGAAAUCGAUGGAUGGUUGUGUUUCUGUACUUCUGUGGAUGCACUUUUUUUAAAGGUAUAUUUAGUUUACACCAGGGAGCCAUUUUCAUGGAGCUUCAAAUGUUCUGUAGUCAGAAAAGUUCUCAGCGACUGUUAAAAUCGCUUGGAAAAUUCUUACAGGAUGGGCAUCGCUUGGUAUGUUGGUGACGUGCUCGUAUGUCUGACGCCAACAUUUCAUAUUCACUGCAAAAAGCUGGUGUUAAAAGUCCACGCUGGCAGUCUUCACUAGUAGUGGUAAAUAUUUGGUGUAGUAUCAACACUAGGUGUUACUUUUAACACCCUCCGGUACAUUGUAACGUAACUUACCCAUGUAGGUGUAUAAAGUAACACCAGCGGUGUUAACACCGUUUGAUGUGAUCAUCUGAUAACACCAACAAGUGUUGUUUUUGAACACCAGAGUUUUUGCAGUGUUCGGGUACAAAACAACCUUGUUAAAAAAAUACACGUAGGAUAGCUCUGCGACUAAUUGGUGCCAUUCUGUUGUUCUUAUCGUAGGUUGGUCUCGGGUGGAGCCUUUGCGUGUAAUAAUCCUGUUUUCUAUAGUGUUUUUAAAAGGUGUAACAAACUAUUGGAGAGUUGAGUUUGGCCUUUGUUGAACAGUAUGUAUGGAGAGUCGCUGUCAAAAACCUGGUGACUACAGGUUGGCUCAUUAUUGUGAAAUAAAAGGUCGUAAAAACAAUCAUUUGAAAU
This is a messenger RNA of Acanthaster planci (crown-of-thorns starfish), 8035 nucleotides long. RefSeq lists its product as uncharacterized. Lineage: Eukaryota; Metazoa; Echinodermata; Asteroidea; Valvatida; Acanthasteridae. Gene Ontology annotation, cellular component: membrane. The record is from RefSeq and is a predicted model, not a curated record.